This is a messenger RNA of Daphnia carinata, 2189 nucleotides long. RefSeq names its product serine/threonine-protein kinase Pak-like (gene Pak3). Gene Ontology annotation, biological process: regulation of MAPK cascade; regulation of axonogenesis; protein phosphorylation. NCBI's taxonomy places the organism in Eukaryota, Metazoa, Arthropoda, Branchiopoda, Diplostraca, Daphniidae. Gene Ontology annotation, cellular component: cytoplasm; mitochondrial matrix. The transcript is spliced from 15 exons. Gene Ontology annotation, molecular function: ATP binding; protein serine/threonine kinase activity. Bases 159 to 2147 code for a protein of 662 amino acids. The record is from RefSeq and is a predicted model, not a curated record.
UAAUACUCGCUCUUCUGGCCAUUAUCCUGCAUUGAACUGUGCAAAACAGAGAUAGAGAUUGAAAAGUAUCUGAGUAGUUAUCAGUUUUUGUCUAAUUCAUUCCCACUAUUCGCCUAAUGUUCAAGAUUUCUCUCCAAAUCUAGUCAAAAACAGUAAGGAUGUCACGGCUAAAGAAUCUUUUUAAGCGUGGAAACAACUCACCAACUGACUCAGGACCUUCAGAUAUUAGUGGUCCAAUGAGUGUUUCUCAUAAUGUCCAUGUAGCUCUUAACCAUCAAACAGGUGCUCUAGAAGGUCUUCCUGAAGCAUGGCUAAAGCUGGUCAAUAAGGAACUGACUCAGGGAGAAUUAAACGAGAACCCAGAUGCUGUUCUUCAUGCAGUACAAUAUUUCAUGUUUUCUCAAAAACAAGGCCCCAAAAACUUGCCUUUUAAGGUUUUGGCUACCAAAGAAAUAAUAGAAAAAGAGUCAAUGGAAAUAGAAAACAUGGGAACAAGCAGAGUUACGACCGCUAUGCUUGCUAGUGCAGCAGUGAAUCUCGGUAUGGCUUCUAUGACUGUAUCUAGCAAACAAUCCCAAACACCACCUGCUUUACCCUCCCGCCCGCCUGUUGGCGUUAUGACACAAACGACAUCACGUCGGCCGUCUUUGAGCGAUGUGUCAUCUCGCUCCCCUACAGGCCAUAUUCCACCUCCACUGCCAAUUAUUCCUCCCAAAAGCAACCGGCUUUCUUUGGAAUCGACAAAUCUUGAUGACUGUGGAACUAAUUUCAACAAAACUAUGGUUAUUACGAAAAAUGGGAAUUCUAACGAAGCCAAACAAGCAAAUGACGGCGAAGAUUUUGACGGGGGAAGCCCACUUAUUAUUCGUAAAAAAGAAAUUAAAGUGGAUGGGAUGAUGACUGACGAUGAAGUUGACUCCGCACUACGAAAACUUUGCAAAUGCGGACAUCCUUUUAAACGAUAUGCUCGUCUUAAAGAAGUUGGCGCUGGAGCGUCUGGCACGGUUUACAUAGCCGCCGAUUCGGAGGCUGAUGGAAAGAAUGAACGUGUUGCCAUCAAGGAAAUUGAUUUGUCUAAACAACCCAAACGCGAAAUGAUUCUUAAUGAAAUUUUCGUGAUGCGUGACAUCAUUCAUCCAAAUCUAGUCAAUUUUCUCGACGCUUAUUAUGAGAAGGACCAUCUUUGGGUGGUAAUGGAGUUAUUAGAAGGAGGGCCAUUGACCGAUGUUGUCACAGAAACGGUGCUAAAAGAAGGCCAGAUAGCUGGCGUCUGCCGUGAAGUUCUUAAUGGUAUUACGUACUUACAUAGUAAGGGUAUUAUUCACAGGGAUAUCAAAUCAGACAAUAUUUUACUGGGCCUGGAUGGUACUGUUAAAGUCACAGACUUUGGAUUUUGCGCAAAUAUCCAAGGAGAUGAAAAGCGACAAACGAUGGUUGGAACCCCGUAUUGGAUGGCCCCAGAAUUUGCUCCCUCGAAACUUUCACCUGCGUUUAAGCAUACUCCAUUAGGCUCUGCCUGCCCAUGUGGAGAAUGUCGAGGAGUUCACACACGAGGUGACAAAGAGUUGAUUGAAUUCCUUUCGGAAGAAAUUUCUGUUGAAAAGAAGGGUAUGAGCAAGUCUAGGGAUGUCGGUAACCUGGAUGGAUUUGACGUUAAACACAACGGUGCAGAGAUAGCAUUGUCUAAGAAAUUCAAUGAUGAACAAAUUGAGAUCAUAGUGAAUGUUAACCAUUCUGUUGAUGCUGACAUUGUGGAAGGAGAUCUGAACACCAAAGCAGACAAUGCUCCCCAAGCAGAAAUGAAAUCAAGGCCACACUUUGAAAUUAAACUAAUUAAAGGAAAUCAAGUUACCAGAUUUGCUUGCAGUUACAUUCAGGAUGUUGGAGAGCAAGUUGAAGAUGCUCCAAAUGACAUCUUCACAAUUGAUGAACUUGCAGUCUUUGAGGGCAAACACAAUGAUCAAACCUAUGCUGUUGCUGGAGAUAUUCUUGAUGGGUACAUGUACGAUCUUCUCAUGAAUUUACUUGAAGAGCGAGGUGUAUCGAACGAGUUUGCUGAGAAAUUGAGUGAUCUCGCUACAAAACGGGAACACCAACUGUUUGUUGGUUUAUUAGAAAACCUUCAGUCUUUUGUCCAAGGCAAAUGAGAGAUGUUAUUCAUAAGAUUAAUAAUACAACGAGUGUAGUCA